Molecule: messenger RNA, 3455 nt
Organism: Anopheles stephensi (Asian malaria mosquito)
Lineage: Eukaryota; Metazoa; Arthropoda; Insecta; Diptera; Culicidae
Product: alanine aminotransferase 1
Exons: 6
Coding region: 448-2073 (541 amino acids)
Biological process (GO): biosynthetic process
Molecular function (GO): pyridoxal phosphate binding; L-alanine:2-oxoglutarate transaminase activity
Source: RefSeq, a predicted model, not a curated record
UUCCCGCACGGUGCCGUAAGCGUGUGCGAGUGAACGGAGUAGGCGCUGCUGCUGGUGUUUUUGUGCGUGCGACUUCUUGCGAGCCAAUUUUCUUGGCAUUGUAGAUGCCUCAGUUGAUUGUGGACUUCAGCGAGAUUAGCCGAAGUGUCCGAGUGCACCGGGUUUGUUGAUAGGAAGGAAAGCGGUUCGCUUAGAGAAGCAGCAGCAACUGUGCCCAUAUCAGCGCGCACUCGAGGACCGCGAGAGCGCAAGAGAGUUCGAAACCGCUGUUGGCUAGGGGAGGGAUUCUGUGAGUAGCGCGAUUCUCUCGCGACGCAACCCAAGGCACCCGAGGAAGGAGAAGAGAUCGACCCACCACGGUUUCAACCCCACACGGCAGUUUUCCUGCACGCGAAAAAGGGACCGCACUAGAGUACGACGCAGCAAAGCCCAACAUACGCCGCAACGAUGUCGCUCAGUCUUAUGCUGACGCUCUGCCAACGGAGCACACGGGGCGUUUGGUUGCGCCCGGGCAGUUUGAACAUCCGACUAGUGGCCGCCGCACCACAACAGCACCAUUGUCCAGGCCGCGAAUCGCCAAUCAACCAGCAACAGCCCAACCGCACGUUCCUCACGAUGGCGUGCGUACAGCAGCAGCAACGGUGCGUGUCCAUCGACAACAUCAAUCCGGCAAUCAAAACGAUGGAGUAUGCGGUCCGCGGUCCGCUGGUAAUUCGGGCCGGCGUCAUCGAGAAGGAGCUGGAGCAGGGAGCCAAAAAACCAUUCAAGGAAGUAAUCCGCGCCAACAUCGGCGACUGUCAUGCGAUGGGCCAACCGCCGAUUACUUUCAUCCGACAGGUACUUGGACUGGUAUCCUAUCCGCCGCUGUUUAAGGAUCCCAACAUCCCGGCCGAUGCAAAGAAGCGUGCCCGUGACAUCCUGGACGGCUGCAAGGGUGGUUCGGUCGGUUCGUACUCGGACUCGGCCGGCAUCGAGGUGAUUCGCCGGCAUGCGGCCGAAUACAUUCAGCGCCGUGACGGUGGCAUACCGGCCGACUGGCAAAACAUCAUCCUGUCGGCUGGUGCGUCCGGUGGCAUCAAGGUGCUGAUGGCGCUGCUGCGCUGCCCGAUCGAGGGCAAAAAGCCUGGCGUGAUGAUUCCGAUCCCACAGUAUCCACUGUACUCGGCGACGAUUGCGGAGUUCGAUAUGGAGCAGAUCGGGUACUAUCUGGACGAGGCGAACAAGUGGGGUCUGGAUAUUGCCGAGCUGGAGCGUUCGCUGAACGAGGCACGCAAAACGUCGGCCCCACGCAUUCUGGUGGUGAUCAAUCCGGGCAACCCGACGGGUCAGGUGCUGUCGCGUUCGAACAUCGAGGACAUUAUUAAGUUUGCGCAGCGCGAACGGUUGGUACUGUUUGCGGAUGAGGUGUACCAGGACAAUGUGUACGAAACGGGCUCCAAGUUCCAUUCGUUCAAGAAGGUGAUGAUGGAGAUGGGUGAACCUUACAGUAAGAUGGAGCUGUGCAGCUUCAUGUCCUGCUCGAAGGGUUAUAUGGGCGAGUGUGGCAUUCGCGGUGGGUACGCGGAGAUCGUUAACCUCUGCCCGGAUGUGCGCACGAUGCUGCUGAAGUGCAUUUCGGCUCAACUUUGCCCAACCACGGCCGGACAGGCCGUGCUGGACUGUGUGGUGAAUCCACCGCAGAAGGGUGAACCGUCGUACGAGCAGUUCGAGAAGGAGAAGGAGGCAGUGCUGGAGUCGUUGCGCGAGCGGGCCGAGCUGGUCGCCCGUACGUUCAACUCGAUCGAAGGUUUCUCGUGCAAUCCGGUGCAGGGUGCGAUGUACGCAUUUCCGCAGAUCCGAUUGCCCGCGAAGGCGCUGGAAGCGGCCAAAAAGGAAGGCAAACCGGCGGACACAUUCUACGCAUUCCAGCUGCUCGAGGAGACCGGAAUCUGCAUCGUUCCCGGAUCCGGUUUCGGACAACGUCCCGGUACCUAUCACUUCCGUACGACGAUCCUGCCCCAGCCGGAAAAGCUGAAGGAGAUGCUCGGCCUGUUUAAGUCCUUCCACGAGAAGUUCCUGCAGAAGUACAAGUAAUGAUCGUUCCCCGGAAGCGAACGAGCGAGGCCCAAACUGCCGUAACCAUGCAACGAGAUUAGGACGGGCUUAGCGCCACGCAAGCGAGAAACAUCACCAGCCCAGCAUCACGACUCCAUUCGCAAGACUCGGUAAACAUAUCGAACGAAAAAAAAAAAACACGAACAUAGAACGGCGAGAAGAAGAAGGAUAAGUUACGCAUUAACGCCAUGAAAAAGAAAGAGGGCAAUAUAAUUGCAAACAUCGCUUUCCGGCAACCCAACCCAGGCACCCACGGCCUUAAGCAAUUUCAAAAUUAUGCUAACGCCAACACGUGCGUAUAAAAUAAUCAUAUUGAAGAAAAAAUCCGCUUUUCCACGUUACUGCACGUGUGUUUGUGUGUUCAUGCAGCUUUUUUUGUUCAUAAUUAUUUUAAGAAAAAUAUAAGCAACAACAACAAAAAAAUGCUCGUUUGCCCCCAAAACCCACUCAAAAAACAACCAAUCCAGCUGUGAACCAGGACCAGAUCAGGCGAUAAAUAGGUGAAACUCAUUUUUUAGCGUAAAGUUUAAGUUUCGUUCCUUUCGACAGCACAGACAGGUAUUACGCGGAUAGCACAGCAUUGUUAGUACGUAAUAGGUAGGGUGGAUUCACGGGAGGAAAAGCAUCUAAUGCAUUCCCCGCCCGCCAAUAUCUCUCGUUUCGCUUCGGGUUUAACCGGAAGCAGGUAAGGGAUGAAGACACCACGAUCAAAUGUGAUGCUACUAAGCGGGGGAACCGCAAAGCAAAGUCCCUCACUUGUCGAACAGGCAGACGAAAAUUGUGGCUUUCGAAUCGCACGAUUUUCCUUUACACUUUUGCUUGAGUUUGGCAAGACGAUACGGAAGGGCCGGUUAGCCUUUUUUUUUUCUUUCUCCCCCUUUAACCCUAUCUCGGAUCUAUGACGCAAGCAAAAGGGCCAAAAAAAAACAAAAAAAGCUAAAUUUUACAACAGUAAAUUCGAACGGAAAACUAUUGGCAACCGAAAGACAAUAAUUUUUUAACUCGUGUGUAGGAAAAAAAGAGGAGCGUUUCUCUUACUGUAGCGCUGUAUUUGUCGGGAAAAAAAAACUAUACUCUAUAACCAUUGUGCUGUUUGGCAAAUGCCGUCAAUGUGUUAAUCACCCCGAUCUUUCUGUUCCGCCAUACCCAUCCAGCGUCGCGCGUGUCGUUAAGUAUUAGGGAAAAAGCUCUUCGUAGCCAUUCGGAACCACCACAGUGUUGCCAAAAAACGGGCAUCCAUCCGUAACGUUACACCACAUCCGGACCGCCGUCUCGAUCGAUAUUUCAACCCGUUUCACCCGUUUGCCGAAUACACAUAAACACACACACACACACAAAUAUAAUCAAAAAUUGUUACUUAA